CUCAACCACCAUCUUCGCCUUCGGCGACCUCGCCCACUUGACAAAGUCUCGCAGAAACGAUAUGAACGACAAGAGUUUUUACUCUGAGCGCGAACAACGCCGUGCCAGCAGCAACUCUGGCUCUGAUCCUAACUCCGCUGGCCUGUUCGCGCGCAUUCGCAGCAUCAAUGGUCUUGCCUUGAACACACUCGCCUCGUUCUUUGCGAAAACCUCGCCUUACUCUCCUCGACACGAUGAAUACUUUGAUAACUUCGGCCCUGGCGACCAGCAGCACUCUCUGUCUACUAAUCGUCGGCUCUCGUCCUUGUUCGAACCUCGUAACUCUCGCAGCGGCAAAGGCUUCGUACACGGACCCGCCAAGGGCCCUCUCGGGUCUCCUGCUCAAAUCACCUCGUCACAAGCGCCUGCUCAACACGACACUGCCUCCUCUGGCUCUGACCUCGAUCUGACGCCACCUCUGACUCCCGAUAUCGCGAACAACGAAUCGCACUCCUUCGACUCGCUCUGUUCCUUCGCACAUUCUGGCCUUGGCGAAUUUCGUGACGACACCCCGCCUCCCUUGCACUCGCCCGAAGUUAGGGAAGGCAAGAAGCCGGAACGCCGCAUCUAUGAAGAACCUCCCGGCGAUGACUUCUCGGGUACCCUGGACUUUUCCGCCGCCGCUUCUACGCCUGCUGUCGCCGACGACUCGGAGGAAUGGGUUGGUCUGGAGUACUCCAUUGAGCUGAGCACGCGCGAGCGCCAUAUCUCGGAUGCGCUGUCGCAUGCCUCUGCUGGCGAACAUUCGAAGAGCCGCGAGUCCUGGGCCGCGUUGCACGCUGGGACCAUGCAUCCAAUUGUGGAGGAAGAAGAGUACUCACGAUGGGUAAAUUGGCAUCGGUAUCUGGAUCAGCAGGAGGAGCGGCGGCGCCACAAGAGGGGGUACGAGUUCAAGGCGCGCUCGCGGGAGAUGGCGUUGUUGUAUCUGGAGGAGCUUAAGCUGCGGGAUGUGAUGUAUAGGAUGAAGCCAACCGGAGUGCUUAGAGAUAAGCUGGAGAAAAGGCUCGCGCUUGUGGCCGAGCUGCGUCCGGAUCCCUAUACUCCUGCGCAGAAGCAUGUGGAGAGCUGGUAUCUUAAGCGCUCUCGCACGAUCUCCUGCCUCGCCGAGCUGUACUAUGACUGAGGCCGUUCUUGCCGUAAUGUAUGUCUGGAAUGAACUGCCUGACAUUCUAUGCGAUGCCGCGCCCGGAAAUCCGCCCAUCGCAUUUGGUUAUCCG
Messenger RNA from Schizophyllum commune H4-8, 1256 nucleotides. RefSeq lists its product as uncharacterized. The record is from RefSeq and is a predicted model, not a curated record. Lineage: Eukaryota; Fungi; Basidiomycota; Agaricomycetes; Agaricales; Schizophyllaceae. The transcript is spliced from 5 exons. Bases 62 to 1162 code for a protein of 366 amino acids.